CGAACGAUUGGUUCUUCUCACAAGAAAUGCCGGGUCGCCUGGGAUCCAAAAUAUUCUAAAAUUUGAGAAUCCGUCUUAGAAUUACAAUACAGUUAUCAGUUUAUUAGUGAUAUUACAUGCGGUUGCGUCGAGUUUAACCUCAAAUUGAAGAGCUGUGUCUGCUGAAGAUACAGAGGUAAAAUUCGUAAAGAAACGACUUGAAUUUUAUAAAUCUCAGUCGGGAAGAAAUGAAGAGUGCAAUGACAGUAUUCAGAAGGAUGCGGACCAACGAGUUCGCAGUGGCGUUUCGCACAUGCUAUAGGAAAUAUUAUACCACAGAGAAUGAUACGACGACGACGACGACGAUACAGAAGGUGAUCCAUCCGUAUAACCGAAUUCAUCCGUGGAAAUCGGAGAUUGAAUUUGCGAAGGAUUUGCUGAAGAACGUUAUUUACAAUUCAGAUGGAAUAAUUGCAAUAAACAAACCAUAUGGCAUAUCCUUAUAUCCAAAGUCAAAUGCAAACACACAUCUACAUUUAUAUCAUAAGAUUGUAGGAAUAGCAGAUUAUUCUUUACAAGAUGUUUUGCCAUAUCUUGCAAAGGAGUUAAAUGUACCAAUAUUAAUACCAUCUUUUGGAGCAGAGAAAUAUGUGAGCGGCGUAUAUAUUUUUGGAAUUAACGAAAAAGUGUGCCAACAAUUAGAACUAUCAAGAAGACGAAUUCAAAAUAGAUACAGGAAAUAUUGGGUAAUCACAACUAGAGUUCCAAACGAGAUCAAAGGAAAACAUCGUUUAGCAAUGUUUUUAAAAACGUCUGCAUCAGGAAAUAAAAAGCCUAUUAUCUUGACUCAGUGGAGUAACAACGCGGUAAAGAGAAAUGAAACCAAAAUAAUAAAUAUAGAUUAUAAAGUCGUAAGCAAUUCGAUGCAUAAUUUAAGUUCGCUAAUAGAAAUUGUGGCGUCCUCAAGAAAAUGGCAUAAUAUCAGAUUAUUUGCUUCCACUAUGCUAUACAGUCCGAUUCUUGGAGAUAAUAUUCAUGGAUCACGAAUCCAAGAAAUCAUGGGUACAUGGUUAAAAAUCGAUCCAUUUGCUGAUUCCAGUUGGGAUUUACCAAAAAUAAAUCGACAACUACUAGAGCUAUUAAAUAUAAAACCAAGUCAACAAGAAAUUAUUCCAGUACACAUACAUUUGAAAAGUGUACACUUAAUUGUAGGCAAAGAAAAAAAAGAUCUAGUAAUAGAAGCCCCUUUGAUGGAUCCGUUCGAUUGGACUUGCAAGCAGCUUAAGUUUAAAAUACCUGAUGAAAUCAGGAAUUCCAGCAAUGAAGCUAAUGAAGAAGAGUUAGUUUACAUGAAUGCACAUGAUGGUAAUUAACUCACAUAGUACCUCUCGCUAAGUAUUUUAUUUGUAAUAAAAAAGAUUUUAAUUAAA
This is a messenger RNA of Acromyrmex echinatior (Panamanian leafcutter ant), 1409 nucleotides long. RefSeq names its product pseudouridylate synthase RPUSD4, mitochondrial. The record is from RefSeq and is a predicted model, not a curated record. Gene Ontology annotation, biological process: pseudouridine synthesis. Lineage: Eukaryota; Metazoa; Arthropoda; Insecta; Hymenoptera; Formicidae. Gene Ontology annotation, molecular function: pseudouridine synthase activity; RNA binding.